AUGAGCUUUGAAGACAGUGAUGAUGAUGACGACUUAGGGUCUGGAACCGAGUUUAUUAUUCAAUCAAGAUCGAGAAGGUCUAAUGCUGGUAAUAAAUUGCAAAAGUUACUACAGCAGGAACUAAAAGAUAUAGAAUCAACCAAAAGACAGCUCUCGUCGUACAACAACGGCGAAGAUGAUGAUCAGGACGAAAUCGGAUUAUUAUUUCAGGAAGAUGAAGACGAUCAAGAUUUUGAAAUUGUAGAGAAAGACGACAACGAAGAGGGAGAAGAAGAGGAGGAGGAUGAGGAUGAGGCGGAAAGCAUAACGAAGGGACCCACCAAGGCUUCAAGUGAUCAAGCCGCCGAUGAUUUAAUGUUCAGUAGUAGUGAAUCAGAGGGUUCUAAUAAUGACGAGGAUGAUGAUGACGCGGAGGAAAGAGAAAUACGAAAACAAGAGCUACUGUCAAGAAAGAAAAGAAACAAGAAACUACAAAAGGGACCCGUAAUAGUCAAAAAGCAGAAAUCCAAAGUUGAACCUGCACGAGAACAAGCUACAAAAGGACAAACACCACGAAGAUCACACCAUAACCAUGAACAAUUGAAUGCUGAAACCUUAUUGUCAAACACAAGAAGAACUUCUAAGAGAUCUUCUGUCAUGGAAAAUACAAUGAAAGUUUAUGAGAAAUUGUCUAAAGCUGAAAAAAAGAGGAAAGUCAUACAAGAAAGAAUUAGAAAACACAAAGAACAAGAAGCCAAGUAUAUUUUAACUCAGGCGGAAAGGCUAAGAAUUGCUAAAGAAACUGAAAAGCUAAAUAUUCUGUCGUUAGACAAGUUCAAAGAACAGGAAAUCUGGAAAAAAGAAAAUCGACUAGCUUUACAAAAAAGACAAAAACUAAAAUUUCAACCAAAUGAAACCAUACUUCAGUUCUUAUCCACUGCGUGGUUAAUGACGCCACUGAUGGAAUUAGACGAUCGCAAAUAUUGGCAAGAACAAUUGAGUAAGCGUGACAAAAAGAAGAAGAAAUAUCCAAGAAAACCCAAGAAAACCCUCGGCUCCAACCAGCCAGAUGCACCAGAUGCUAAGAAAGGGGUAAGUGAAGUAUCGGUAAAGGAGGAAGACAAUACCAACCCUGCUGUAGAGAAAUCUUCGAAUGAAAAACAAACAACGACCACGGGAGGCGAAAUCCCUUCUACUAACGAAAAGGUUGUUGAAGAAACGCUGACAGAGGCACCCAUACCAACAGCGCCAUCUGAAGAACCAACAACAAGCUCAACACCAGAAAUAACACUAGAUGCAACCACAGGAAAGCAAGCCACAAAUGAUGUGACCACUAACAACCUGCCAGAAGAAGACAUAGUGGACACUGUGGAUAUAAUCACAAGCGCCAACGACACACAGACUAAAGAUACAACGAUGGACGACUUGACGAAUACCUUAAGAAAUAAAGAGACGGGUCCUACAGAUUUAUCCCGUGAUGACAAAACAGCAUUUCAAAAAGAAAAUGAAUUGCUUACAUCUCCACAACGGCACGGUACUCCCAUUGAAGACGCUGAGUUGACCUCUAAGGAUUUUAACGCUGAAAAUGAGAUUUUGCUCAGUGUCAAACACGAAAAUACCAAGAAUUCGUCUGUUAGCCCCUCACAUGAUAGUGAUUCUGGAAGCAACACUUUAAAGCAAGUUACAUUCACGGAUUCUCCCCAGGUGGCCAUCAUUGACACUGAGGAGUCACCUUCAAAAACAAAUACCACUAACAUGGAUAGCUCGUCCACCGAAAAUCCCUUACCAACGCCAGUAUACGAAGGUCCAGAACAGUUGACUUCCAGAAAUUUUGUCACAAUUUAUGAUUUCCCCAAUACGCCACCGAACUUGAAGGAUUUUGAUACAAACUUAUUUGGUUCUCAGUGGUCUCAUAUGAACGCCACAUCCACAACGCAGAGAUCACAGGAUAUACAGACCAUUUUUCACUCUAUUUUACCCUCACCAUCUCAGUUAUCAGUACCGUCCUCCUCUAAUGUGGGCAUAUCGCAUGAUUUAUCAGCGCUAGCCAAUUUUCCAUCUUUUGGUGAAUACGAUAAAAAAAUCAUUCAUGAAAUAAACACAGAGACAAAUAAGGAUUUGGAGAUUAAGAUCAAAACGCAGCCUCCAACUGGUGUCUUCUUGGCCAAUGGUAUAAGAAAAAAAUGUCUGAUCACAAAUAAAGAAUGUCAGUACUUCGAUCCAAGAACUGGUGUGCCAUAUUCUGAUGUGGAAGCUUAUAAGAUUAUUCAACAAAUUCAGGAUCCCAUCCCUAAGGAAGAGGAAACAACAGAUACCAAACGCGAUGAAACCAUAAACGAUGAUACUGCCGAAGCUGCUGAUCAUGCAAGAUUUAAAUGGUUUGGAUUCAAGAAUGGUGGUAUUUAUCUUGAUUUAAAUCAAAGGCCCGCCAAGGGUGUUCCUAAGGGGUUUUGA
Molecule: messenger RNA, 2433 nt
Organism: Saccharomyces eubayanus
Lineage: Eukaryota; Fungi; Ascomycota; Saccharomycetes; Saccharomycetales; Saccharomycetaceae
Gene: VPS72
Product: Vps72p
Exons: 1
Coding region: 1-2433 (810 amino acids)
Biological process (GO): chromatin remodeling; regulation of DNA-templated transcription
Cellular component (GO): nucleus
Molecular function (GO): ATP-dependent H2AZ histone chaperone activity
Source: RefSeq, a predicted model, not a curated record